This is a messenger RNA of Aspergillus neoniger CBS 115656, 237 nucleotides long. RefSeq lists its product as uncharacterized. The transcript has a single exon. NCBI's taxonomy places the organism in Eukaryota, Fungi, Ascomycota, Eurotiomycetes, Eurotiales, Aspergillaceae. The record is from RefSeq and is a predicted model, not a curated record. The annotation marks the transcript as partial.
CAUGAAUCCCGGGUCUCGCAGGUCGGCGGCUGCAGCGCACAUACUUGAGACAUCGAGGGCGCCAACAAAUAUUAAUCUGCAUGGAACCGGAGAUAAAGAUGGACUGUGUUGGGUAGAAGUAGUUUGGAAAUCCUCCCCAACCAAUGUUUUAGUCGAGAACAAAGCAUUCCAUUGAGACGGUCGCCAACAAUUGCCAGAAGGCGCAAACGCUGACAUGCCGCAUGGGCGGUGCUGGUC